This is a messenger RNA of Strongylus vulgaris, 1050 nucleotides long. The record is from the annotation of a GenBank genome assembly. Lineage: Eukaryota; Metazoa; Nematoda; Chromadorea; Rhabditida; Strongylidae.
AUGACCAAUCGUCUAAUCACAGAAGGGGCCGAACAAGAGCCACUAAUCUUCUUUACACCAGCCCCAUAUCAUAGGAAUGAUCCGCAAGUAUUCGAGACAAUGCUUAGAAGUUUCCUCAAAAUGACCUCAAAUUAUCGUUUGACUCCAGUUUCCAGGUCUAACUACGCUUCGAGGCCAAUAAACUACAAAAUUGUUGAUCGUACAGAAUAUGCAGUUAAUCGCAGAAUUCUGUCAAAGGUUUUUGAAAGUGAUCUAGUGCUGACGAAAUCGCAAAUGGACGAUGUAAUCGAGGCUUUUCAAGCAAGAAGCCCAAAGAAGAAAAGGAAUGCCGCUAUCAAAGGAGAGAAUUUCAGAUGGCCAAAUGCAACAGUUCCGUAUGAGUUUAAGGAUAACAACAUGUUUUACAAUAUAAAAACAACUCAAUUCAUUCCUCCCCACCGGAUUCGUUGCAUCGCUCUUGCAGCUGAAUGGCAAGGGAUCAUCCGAAAAGGAAUGUAUAAAUGGCAGAAAGAGACUUGUAUUCGUUUUGUGAGAAGGACCACUGAAAAAGACUAUGCAAGCUUCUUCAAAGGAGGAGGGCAUAAGACUUUAGAAGGAUUUUGCAGGUGUUACUCUAAUGUUGGAAGAACUGGAGGACGCCAAUAUGUUUCAAUUGGUUGGGGCUGCGAAGGAGGAGGUAUUGUAGCGCACGAAAUUGGUCAUGCUCUAGGCUUUUGGCAUGAACAAAGUCGUCCAGAUAGAGACGACUUUAUCAACAUAAACGAAGAGAAUAUCAGUAGAGGAACAAAGGGCAAUUUUGAAAAACGCAAUGACAUUAUGGACUCAGAUAUACCAUACGACUUUGGAUCCGUCAUGCACUAUGGCCCACAAGCGUUCACCAACAACUGGAAAUUUGUAACAAUCGAGACAAAGUGUGAGAAGAAGAUCAGUUUGAAAAAACUCGUAGAACCACUGUCGCUAGUGAAAUAUCGCACAAACUCUUUUUCUUGUCUCUUCCCUUCAAGCUGUGAUUAUGAGAAGAACGAUAAUCAAUGGAGAAAAACAGUUGAG